AUGCAAAUCUAUUCCUGUUGGGCAGAUCUCUCGUUGGAGAACGUGCUUUUGGCGAACAAGAAGGGUGGACCAGUCUAUCUCAUUGACUACAGCAUGGCAACCACGAAGAGAUUUCAUACAGGACCGGCAUGUGGCAAAGCCUCGUAUAUCGCUCCGGAGAUGCACCUGGGUGACUAUGACGCCUUCCAGGCAGAUGUGUUUUCCUGUGGUGUCAUCCUCUAUGCCUUGUUUGCGAAGGACUACCCUUGGAUCUCUACGCGAGCUGGUGCUUGCAAGUGCUUUGAGUAUGUCCGCACACAUGGCUUCCUGAAGUUUAUGAGCAAACGACGCAUCAUUGUGGGCAAUGACAAGAAGCCCGUGCAGCAGGUGAUGUCGCCAUCAUUUACGCAGCUUCUGGAUGGUUUGCUUCGCUUCAAGCCAGAGGAUCGCUUGGUCCUUCUGGAAGCUCAACCAGGCACGACGAGCGAAGCGAAGAGCUUCGACGAGCUGAAUCGCCACCUCGACUCGCCGACGUGGACCGGAAAUCGGAUCAGGCCUGAGCAGUAG
Molecule: messenger RNA, 546 nt
Organism: Durusdinium trenchii
Lineage: Eukaryota; Dinophyceae; Suessiales; Symbiodiniaceae
Source: the annotation of a GenBank genome assembly